Messenger RNA from Dentiscutata erythropus, 416 nucleotides. Lineage: Eukaryota; Fungi; Glomeromycota; Glomeromycetes; Diversisporales; Gigasporaceae. The record is from the annotation of a GenBank genome assembly.
AAAAUGUCAUAACAGAAAUUGAUCAACCUAUUAAUAAUGAAAUUAUAACACAAUAUAAUAAUAUAUUAAAAAUUUAUGUGACGGAUAUUUUCAUGGCUCCAGAAGAACUAGAUCAAGCCUUUGAUCAUGACUUAGAUGGUCUUUUGCAAAUAGUUAUGAAUACACAUGGUACAAAUAGACAAAGAAUAAGUGCAUAUAAGAAGAUUGGUGAUUAUUUGCAAGAUGCUUUAUUAAGAAGAAUACCAUAUGCCAGAAGUUUUCAAAAUGUUAUGUCAGAUUGGAUCUAUAAACUACCUAAAUCGGAGUUUAAAAGGUUUCAACGACUAGGUAAAACAAUAGGUGCACAAUUAAUAAAAGAUCUUUUAGAAUGGAUGUUGGGUCGCAAGAGUUUCCUUUUGAAGGAGGAAAUAUUUGUG